AUGGGGAUCAGACUAUUUGUGUCCUUGAAUGAGGAGGAUCCGUUAACGAGUUUCCGGCUUGUGAAUCCAAAGGAUGGAGCUGUGGACGUGCUACCGAUUGAAUUCAAAUUCCUGAUCAAUGCGAGAAGUACAGAGGAGUACGAAGACUAUUAUGCAGACGCAAACGUUUGCGUGGAGCUAAAUGGGCUGUGGACGAAGUGCAAAGCGCCCGGAAGUCCGCAGAUCAUCCUCCGAUUGCUGCCGGAAGGCAACUACACGGCAGUAGCCUAUAUCACCGACAAGUCUGGCGAGGUUCGUUAUCACACAGCCGAGAAUGUUACAUUCACAGUGUUGGAUUCGACUACGUUCAACCUCUACUACGGAGAAAUGGCGGAGGGGAGUCGAACAGAACAGCACUUCCCAAAAGACAUCCAUCUUUUGCAGUGGGCAGAGCUGUUGCAGCAAGAGGUGGGCGACGACGAUGAUAUUGUGUUGCCGCGCUCUCAUGUAUCGCAUACUAGCAGCCCUAUGCUUGUGAUUGGCGUCAAGACGGCGGUCGUGACGGGCUUUCCUCGCAGACAAGCCAUUCGAGAUACUUGGGCUAAGCCAGCCACGCUUCCCUUCGAUGUGAAGGUUUUGUUUUUGGGCUGCGAGCCUGACCUGACAGAUUUCAAGAAUGAACAUGACCGAAGGCGAAUUUUACAGGCCAUUGCAAAGGAGAGAGUUGUCUAUAGAGACCUACUCACAGAGGAACUGGAGUGUACAGACUCGUACAGAGGUUUAUCUGACAAGGUGAAGUCGUUCAUGCACUUAGUUACAGCAGAAUUCCCUGAUACAAGGUUUAUAAUGCUUGCGGAUGAUGAUAUCUACCUGAAAAUUGAUCAACUGGCGGAGAAUCUACGUCUAGAAAACAGGCCAAGGUUGUACUUUGGCGAAGUGUGGGCCGUGAGGUUUGCAAGCAAACAACAGCCAAUUCGUGACGUCAACAGCCCGUAUUAUCUACCCAGCCAUCAGUAUUCGAUGCGGGCUUUGCUUCCGUUUGCGGUAGGGCCCCACUACGUCGUCUCAAUGGAAGGUGUACGCUUUAUCUCCAAGAACUAUUGGCGACUAAGCAGUAUGAACGGCUUGGAAGACGUGAGCUCGGGAUUUUGGCUUCGAACAAUGCAAAUUAAUGCACUACACAUGCCAGAAUUCUCUAGCCUGCGUGCCUCCAUGGUAUGCGAUGACACACUCCUUUCCUUUGCAGACUUGUCACCGUUAGGGAUCCGCUCGAUCCACGCGAACCUCGUUGAUAACCGGAGCUUCUGCCACGACUUUCAUUCCGUCAUGUGGCAUCGACACGUUCAUUCGAUCCCAAGUUUAAAAGAGUUACUGCAACAGCCAAGCCAUGAGGCUGCAGAGCCUCUGGAAGUAGAAUCGUUCCUCAGUAAUACCAACUCUGAUCAAGUGAUUGUCAUCGUCUCCACCCCCUCCAACGCUGGAAUCAAGGCACAAUUCCUACCAUCCGUCGAUUCGCUCGACGAGUUCGUCCAGACUAUCUGCACUCAAGUCCAAGCCUCCCCAACCUGCACCAGAACACUUCACCAUUACCUUCAGCAUGCCACGUCAGCCGGAAUAUCAACUUUGCCAACCCCAUGA
Molecule: messenger RNA, 1617 nt
Organism: Phytophthora nicotianae INRA-310
Lineage: Eukaryota; Oomycota; Peronosporomycetes; Peronosporales; Peronosporaceae
Exons: 2
Coding region: 1-1617 (538 amino acids)
Cellular component (GO): membrane
Molecular function (GO): hexosyltransferase activity
Source: RefSeq, a predicted model, not a curated record